CUUCUUCUUCUUUUUCUCUCAAGAUUAUUCUCAAAGACAUGGAGGGUCUUAUUCCUUUUGUGUACAGAGCUAUAAUGCAAUACAGAAAUGGGAAAGAAGGAGCCAUGGGAUCAUGGCUUUGUGAGUCACCUUCUUAUUCGUACGUUAGACUUUCUGGUGGUGACUCUGGUCGGUUUCAAACCUCCGCUUCUGCUUUACUGGCUGAUUAUGGCUUCUCUGCAACUGCACAACCUGCCAAGUCAUCAUCGUCACCUUCAAAUAAUUCUUCUUCUGCAACACAGUUCCUAGCACAAUCUUCUGGCGGCGUUCAAUCUUCAGGUUCUCCUCUGAAUCGUCGUCAAGUUUCAGCAUGAACAUCCUUAUGCUUCUCUAUGUGCUUCAAGGAAGCCGAAGGCUCAGCACAAGAACUACUUAUCCUAGUAAGAAGAAUACUUAGGUGAAGUUUUUAGAUGUUUUCUGUCAAGGUUUUUUAGUAAGAACGUAAUAUGUUUUUAUUAAACAAUCUCUGAUUGCAAAUUUCUAAACAACUUCCCUUAAGUUCUGUGCUCCUGGUUUGAAAACUGCAUUUAGGGGUUGAUAUUAAAGUGUGCUAUCUGAGUUUGUGUUUCGCAAAUCGUGAAGGCUUGAGAAUCAAGCAAGCGUGUGGAAAAACCAAAGGGGUUCCCAACGCUUGGUUAGUUAGUUAGUGUUGAAAAUCAAUGUAAAUAGGGGGAUUCUGGUGCAUGAGGAAAAAUAAAUAAAUGCAUGUUUCUUGAGGCCAAAGGGCCAGGUGGACUACGAGCUUUUGAGACUGUAUAUUUGAUAUUCUGAUUACCAAAGGGUAUGUUGUUUCAUGGCCAAAAAAGUGGCCAUCGAAACUCUGAACUUGCUUGUAAUAAAAUAAUUAGUCUGCAGUUAGUGUACUUGUUUGUGUUCUGUUCUCAACUCUUAUGUCAAAAUUGUAUUGGAAUGCUUACUUGGCAGCUUGGGCAAUAUGGAUAGAUAUAUAUGUAUUAGUCCAGUAUUCGUUAGAAAAGAGUUUUUAUUUUUCUGCAAGUUAUUAGGUAUAUGUACUUUUAAGAUAGUUUGUUUAAUUUGUUAAUUGACAUGAGCAAUCAUGGUGUGGCCUGCUGCCUACAAAAA
Neltuma alba is the source of this 1122-nucleotide messenger RNA. RefSeq lists its product as uncharacterized. The record is from RefSeq and is a predicted model, not a curated record. The coding region runs from base 39 to 353 and encodes 104 amino acids. The transcript has a single exon. Lineage: Eukaryota; Viridiplantae; Streptophyta; Magnoliopsida; Fabales; Fabaceae.